Messenger RNA from Theobroma cacao (cacao), 441 nucleotides. The record is from RefSeq and is a predicted model, not a curated record. Lineage: Eukaryota; Viridiplantae; Streptophyta; Magnoliopsida; Malvales; Malvaceae.
AUGGCUCAAGCUUCAGUAGGAGAGGACGAUCUAGUAAUCUAUAUAUUGAAUGGUUUAGCACCUGAAUUCAAGGAAUUAUCAAUAACUAUCAGAGCAAGGGAAUCUGCCAUAUCAUUUGAAGAACUUCAUGACAAAUUCAUAGAUUUUGAGACAACAUUGAAACAAGAUGAUUCUUAUCCUAUCACACUUUGUGAGAAACCAAGUCACACUGCAAAGAUUUGUAGGCUCAACAAAUCAAGCAUCAAGGAACUAGCUGUUAACAUUGCAACAGCCUCUCAAUUUCAUGAUAACAAGAAUCAGGUGGUAGAUUCAGGGGCAUCUCACCACGUGACAACAGACUUGAACAAUCUGUCACUCUACAUUGAAUAUGGUGGUCCAGAAGAGAUAGUUGUUGGUGAUGGAUUUAAGCAUGGGGGCACUAUUAGUGAGAGGUCUGAAUAA